Molecule: messenger RNA, 1628 nt
Organism: Glycine soja
Lineage: Eukaryota; Viridiplantae; Streptophyta; Magnoliopsida; Fabales; Fabaceae
Product: sugar transporter ERD6-like 6
Exons: 18
Coding region: 1-1422 (473 amino acids)
Biological process (GO): carbohydrate transport; transmembrane transport
Cellular component (GO): membrane
Molecular function (GO): sugar transmembrane transporter activity
Source: RefSeq, a predicted model, not a curated record
AUGCCUUUGGGGGAAGACUACGAGGAUGCUAGGAACCUUAGGAAGCCUUUCGUGAUCAACAACAACAACAACGUUGGUUAUAGUGGGAAUCUCUUUGUUGUGCUAUGUGUCCUCAUCGUGGCUUUGGGUCCGAUCCAAUUCGGUUUCACGUGUGGCUAUUCUUCUCCAACACAAGCUGAUAUGAUUCGAGAUCUUAAUCUCUCAAUUUCAAGGUUUUCACUCUUUGGAUCUUUAUCCAACGUUGGUGCAAUGGUAGGAGCAACAGUCAGUGGUCAACUAGCUGAAUACUUUGGACGUAAAGGGUCACUAAUAGUCGCAGCAAUUCCAAAUAUAUUCGGAUGGCUCGCCAUUUCUAUAGCGAAAGAUACAUCGCUUCUGUUUAUGGGAAGAUUGUUGGACGGUUUUGGCGUGGGAAUAAUCUCUUAUGUGGUACCUGUUUAUAUAGCAGAGGUAUCACCUCGAACCAUGAGAGGUAGUCUUGGAUCCGUGAACCAGCUUUCAGUUACCAUUGGAAUCAUGUUGGCUUACCUGUUGGGCCUUUUUGUCAACUGGAGAAUUCUAGCAAUGUUAGGAAUUAUUCCCUGUGCAGUACUGAUACCCGGGCUAUAUUUCAUUCCAGAAUCUCCUAGAUGGUUGGCCGAUAUGGGGAUGAUAGAAAAGUUUGAAGCUUCUUUACAAACUUUACGAGGACCCAACGUUGAUAUUACAAUGGAAGCACAAGAAAUCCAGGGAUCUUUGGUGUCGAAUAACAAAGCAGAUACUCUAAAGUUUGGAGAUCUCACGAGGAGAAGAUAUUGGUUUCCUUUAAUGGUAGGUAUCGGACUACUUGUGCUCCAACAGCUUUCUGGUAUCAAUGGUGUUUUUUUCUAUUCUAGCAAGAUAUUUGCAAGUGCAGGAAUUUCUUCCAGCGAUGCUGCUACAUUUGGACUUGGAGCUAUGCAGGUUGCAAUGACUGGGAUUGCUACUUCGUUGUUAGACAGAAGUGGAAGAAGGAUGCUUCUAAUACUAUCCUCCUCCAUAAUGACACUUAGUCUCCUCCUUGUAGCUGCGGCAUUCUAUUUGGAGGGUGUGGUAACAGAUGAUUCUAACGUUCAUGAAGUAUUGGCAAUGCUCUCUGUUAUGGGGCUUGUGGCUUUGGUCAUUGGAUUUUCUCUAGGCGUUGGACCAAUACCCUGGAUCAUAAUGUCUGAGAUUCUUCCACCAAAUAUCAAAGGCUUUGCUGGCAGUGCAGCUACCUUUUUGAAUUGGUUCACUGCAUCUGUAAUCACCAUGACUGCAAAUUUGCUCUUACAUUGGAGCAGUUCAGGAACAUUUACAAUCUACGCCAUUUUUUCGGCCUUCACCGUUGCUUUUUCGUUACUUUGGGUUCCCGAGACCAAGGACAGAACACUGGAAGAAAUUCAGGCAUCCUUUAUUAGAUAAAUUUAAUUAUAUUGGAUGCAAUGAUGCAUGAUUAUUAUGCUGAUUAUAUUUAUGAAGUAGGUUAAUUUCGACGGUUACACAUCCAUCUUCGAUUCCUUGUUAAUGUAUUUUUUAAAUGUUACGAAGAUUGGGAUAGAUAAAUAUGUAAGAGUAAUGUUUAUGUGCAGAUAUUCUUAUUAAGAGACAUGCUAUUAUUAUGUUGAGUU